Messenger RNA from Micromonas commoda, 1581 nucleotides. RefSeq lists its product with no specific name. Gene Ontology annotation, cellular component: chloroplast stroma. Gene Ontology annotation, biological process: iron-sulfur cluster assembly. The coding region runs from base 1 to 1581 and encodes 526 amino acids. Lineage: Eukaryota; Viridiplantae; Chlorophyta; Mamiellophyceae; Mamiellales; Mamiellaceae. The transcript has a single exon. Gene Ontology annotation, molecular function: ATP binding; ATP-dependent FeS chaperone activity; 4 iron, 4 sulfur cluster binding. The record is from RefSeq and is a predicted model, not a curated record.
AUGGCGACCCUCGCGGCGAUCCGCCCGAGCGAUUCGCGCCUCGGCGCCCGCCUCAAAGUCGGCGGCACCGGUGGGAGGAUCGCACGCAAAACCGUCACCGCGGGCGCCGGGCGACGAACGACCUCGACGCGCCGCGGACCGGUCUCGAUCCGCGCGCACGCGUCGUCGUCGUCGCCGUCCAUCACGUCCGCGCCCGACGGCAGCAGGGAAGCGGACGUCCUGAACGCUCUCCGCAACGUCAUCGACCCGGACUUUGGCGAGGACAUCGUCAACUGCGGAUUCGUCAAGGAUCUCCGCGUGUCCGACGCCGGCGACGUCACGUUCACCCUGGAGCUCACCACCCCCGCGUGCCCCGUCAAGGAGGAGUUCGAUCGCCUGUCGAAGCAGUACGUGACGGCGUUGGAGUGGGCCAAGUCGUGCAACGUCAACAUGACCGCGCAACCGGUGACCAACGACAUGCCCGACGCCGUCGAGGGCCUCAAGGGCGUCAGGCAUAUCAUCGCGGUGUCCUCGUGCAAGGGGGGCGUGGGCAAGUCCACGACGUCCGUGAACCUCGCGUACACGCUGCGGAUGAUGGGCGCCAAGGUUGGGAUCUUCGACGCCGACGUCUUCGGCCCUUCGCUUCCCACGAUGACGUCCCCGGAGCAAGCCGUGCUGCAGAUGGACAAAGAGACGGGAUCCAUCACGCCGACGGAGUACGAGGGCGUCGGCAUCGUGUCGUUCGGUUUCGCCGGUCAGGGCUCCGCGAUCAUGCGCGGGCCCAUGGUGUCCGGUCUCAUCAACCAGAUGCUGACCACCACCGCGUGGGGCGACCUGGACUACCUGAUCAUCGACAUGCCCCCGGGCACGGGCGACGUGCAGCUCACCAUCUGCCAGGUGCUGCCCAUCACCGCCGCCGUCGUGGUCACCACGCCGCAGAAACUGGCGUUCAUCGACGUGGAGAAGGGCGUGCGCAUGUUCAGCAAGCUGCGCGUUCCGUGCGUCGCCGUGGUCGAGAACAUGAGCUACUUCGACGGGGACGACGGGAAGCGAUACAAGCCCUUCGGCGAGGGCAGCGGUCAGCGGAUAUGCGACGACUACGGCGUCCCGAACCUGUUCCAGAUGCCCAUCGUCCCGGACCUGUCCGCGUGCGGCGACACCGGCAGGCCGCUCGUGCUGGUGGACCCCGCCGGCGACGUAAGUACCAUCUACGGCGCCGUCGCCGCCAAGGUUGUGCAGGAGGUGGCGAAGCUGCAGGCGGGGCCGAAGGGGUCGCUCGCGCUGGAUACGGAGGGCGUCGCGGGCGUGGACGGCGCGCUGCGGGUGCAGCUCGCGGACGAGGGCGGGAUGCCUUUUUACGUGCGGGGUUGCGACGUUCGACGGAGCGACAAGAGCGCCACCGCGGAUGGCGAGAGCAAAAAGGCGGAUUUCCUCAUGGACGGGGUCACCCCGGUCCCGGACGACAUCGCGCCGGUGGAGGCGCACGUCGUGGGGAACUACGCGGUGCAGAUAUCGUGGCCGGACGGGUUCUCGCAGGUGGCGACGUUCGCGCAGAUCCAGGCGCUGUCCAGGCUCCCGGCGGGCGCAAAGGUCGGGGCGUGA